Messenger RNA from Lampris incognitus (smalleye Pacific opah), 1125 nucleotides. RefSeq names its product phytanoyl-CoA hydroxylase-interacting protein-like. Lineage: Eukaryota; Metazoa; Chordata; Actinopteri; Lampriformes; Lampridae. The transcript is spliced from 6 exons. The coding region runs from base 1 to 1125 and encodes 374 amino acids. The record is from RefSeq and is a predicted model, not a curated record. Gene Ontology annotation, cellular component: cytoplasm. Gene Ontology annotation, molecular function: protein binding.
AUGGAGGUUCCACACGUGGAACACAACCUCGCCAGUCCCACGAGUCCGUGCGUGGACCUGAAGACCCUGGACAAUCUACAGCUGUGCGAUAGAGAAGGUACCAAGUCUGCAGACAGCGGUAUCGGGGAGCUGGAUGACCUGCCAGUGCCCCAGCAGAUCCGGAUCUGUAACAUCACAUGUGACUCCUUCAAGAUCAGCUGGGACAUGGACACCAGGGGGAGAGAGAGGAUCACUCACUACUUCAUAGACCUCAACAAGAAGGAAAACAAGAACUCCAACAAGUUCAAACACAAGGAUGUGCCGACUAAGCUGGUGGCGAAGGCAGUACCCCUGCCCAUGACCGUGCGAGGACACUGGUUCCUAAGCCCCAGGACAGAGUAUACUGUGGCCGUACAGACGGCUGCCAAACAGCCCGACGGAGACUACGCCGUGUCCGAGUGGAGCGAGAUCAUCGAGUUUUGCACUGCAGACUACUCUACAGUCCACCUGAACCAGCUGCUGCAGAAAGCGGAGGCGAUCGCAGGCCGGAUGCUGCCAUUCACUGUCUUCUACAGAAACCAGCAGAAAGAGUACUUCUACCAAGCCAGAGAUGCUCAGUGCAACCGUAUGCUGCCGUCGGUCAAGGACAACAGCGGCAGCCACGGUUCGCCCAUUAGCGGCAAGCUGGAGGGGAUCUUCUUCAGCUGCAACACAGAGUUCAACACAGGGAAGCCCCCACAAGACUCCCCAUAUGGACCUUAUCGCUUCCAGGUCCAAGCAGACGUCCUCUUCAACCAAAACACCAACUUAUACUUCGGUGAUUUUUACUGCAUGUACACGGCCUACCACUAUGUAAUCCUGGUCCUGGCUACUGAGGGGUCCAAAGGAGACUCGUUCUGCAAAGGGAGGCUACCGGCCUUCGAUCGAUCUGACAACCGCUUCCUCACCUGUGUGGAAGCGGAAGACGGGUCGCUGUCUUUCCAUCACGCGCAGGACGUCAUCUUGGAGGUUAUCGUCACAGAACCGGUGGACCUGUCGCUGGGGACGGUGGCGGAGAUCAGCGGGCACCAGCUAAUGAGCCUGUCCACCGUCAACGCCAAGAAAGAUCCCAGCUGCAAGAUCUGCAACAUCAGCGUCGGACGCUAG